Messenger RNA from Cuscuta europaea, 948 nucleotides. The record is from the annotation of a GenBank genome assembly. Lineage: Eukaryota; Viridiplantae; Streptophyta; Magnoliopsida; Solanales; Convolvulaceae.
AGUCCCAGUCCCCACCACAACCGUAAUCUUGAUUCACUGGUUCAGGAAGCUCGCGCGGACAGAUUCUUGGAGAAUUCACUACACAGGUUUCUUAUUGGGAGCAAGCAAAGUGCAGAGAGUUCUUUAUCAUUCCAACGUACAAAGAAAUGGCUUCUCUGUCUCUUUCUCCUAACCUAGCAAACCUUCCUUCUCUGCUCCAUCCCCAAUCUCCUAUACCCCCUCCAUCUCUGAGCCUUUGCGUUCUAUCGAAAUCCGCCAAAUCGCACUUUUAUCCCCUCAAAUUCCGUCACCCAUCCUCGACCCCUUCUUAUUCUUCAGCACCAAAGAGCUUCAUCUUCGCCGAGGUGACGAAAGGAACAGUGCCACCCGGGUUUACAUUGAAAGAUCAGGAGGGAAGGAAUGUGAGCCUUUCGAAAUUCAAAGGCAAGCCUGUGGUGGUUUAUUUCUAUCCUGCAGACGAGACCCCAGGCUGCACCAAACAGGCGUGUGCUUUCAGGGAUUCAUAUGAGAAAUUCAAGAAAGCAGGAGCUGAAGUUGUUGGGAUUAGCAAUAAUGAUACUACAUCACACAAGAACUUUGCUAAGAAAUAUAGGCUCCCAUUUACAUUGCUAAGCGAUGAAGGGGACAGGGUAAGGAAAGAGUGGGGAGUCCCUGGAGAUUUUUUUGGUGCAUUGCCAGGAAGACAGACAUACGUGCUUGACAAAAAUGGAGUUGUUCAACUCAUCUAUAACAACCAGUUUCAGCCGGAGAAGCAUGUUGAUGAAACACUAAAGCUACUUCAAAGUCUUUAAUCUGCAGGCUGUAUGUUGAUAUGUAAUUUUUGAACUUUAUGUGCCCACCGCGCUGUUAAGGAUUAAUCCGACUAACAUCAAUGAAUAGAUUGCUCUUCAAGUGCAACGUCCAUUUCGUAUUAUUAAUAAUAACACUUGGUUUAAACACUUUUGCACA